Protobothrops mucrosquamatus (brown spotted pit viper) is the source of this 1401-nucleotide messenger RNA. It is a transcript of the gene ORMDL1, whose product is annotated as ORMDL sphingolipid biosynthesis regulator 1. The transcript is spliced from 4 exons. Bases 308 to 769 code for a protein of 153 amino acids. Lineage: Eukaryota; Metazoa; Chordata; Lepidosauria; Squamata; Viperidae. Gene Ontology annotation, biological process: ceramide metabolic process; negative regulation of ceramide biosynthetic process; intracellular sphingolipid homeostasis. Gene Ontology annotation, cellular component: endoplasmic reticulum membrane. The record is from RefSeq and is a predicted model, not a curated record.
AGCUGUGCAAAAGGACCGGCCCGAAAGCCAUUACUGUACUUCCUCCUCCGGAGCGGUCAAAGGACUCCCUUCGCCCCCUCUUCUGCCUCCUUUGGAACCUUCGGGCCCCGGACUGGGCCAAAGCAGCUUUCCCCCGCCGCCGCCUGCGUGCCUGAAAGAGAAAGGGCGGAGCUAUAACGGUGGCCCAAGCGCCUCCCUCCCCCGCUCACAGUGCAACACUUCAGAAGAGCCAGAGCAGCUUUGGGUAGCGGGCGGUCCGGCGCGGGAUUCUCUUCUCCCGGUUAGCGAGAAGAAUUAAAGCAAAAAGAUGAAUGUUGGGGUUGCUCACAGCGAAGUCAAUCCCAACACAAGGGUCAUGAACAGUCGAGGAAUGUGGCUCACGUACGCCCUUGGAGUUGGUUUGCUUCAUAUUGUCUUGCUCAGCAUUCCUUUCUUCAGCGUUCCAGUGGCUUGGACCUUAACCAAUAUUAUUCAUAAUUUGGGAAUGUAUGUAUUUUUACAUGCAGUAAAAGGAACACCUUUUGAAACACCUGAUCAAGGUAAAGCAAGAUUACUGACACACUGGGAACAGUUGGAUUAUGGCGUACAGUUUACAUCUUCCCGAAAAUUCUUCACAAUCUCACCGAUAAUUUUGUAUUUCUUGGCAAGCUUCUACACCAAAUACGACCCAACACAUUUCAUUCUAAACACAGCUUCUCUCUUGAGUGUGCUUAUUCCCAAACUGCCACAGCUGCAUGGAGUUAGGAUCUUUGGAAUCAACAAAUAUUGAGCUGGAGAUGGGCAAUGUGAGCAUUCUGACCAAAAAGUGGCCUGGUUUGGUCCUUGACAGAAGGAAUAGCCUAUUCUAUGUAUUAUUAGAUAAGUUUCACAUCUCUUUGGAGACUCUAGUACGAAGAUGCUUAUGCUGUUCUUUACAAGAGAAUCGGAGACUAUCAGAAGAUAUACUAAUCUUGAUGACAGAUCUUUGGAGCACAGAUUUUUGUAAAUAGCUGGGCAGGCCUAGCUCUCCUAAGGUAGCAGUAUUGACUGGAAAUGGGCUGAAGUAACAAGUAAAGUGAAAAGGGAUACAAAAAAUGUUAUUGACUCAUAAGUUGUAAUCUUUUACAAGUAAGUCAGCAACAGUAAUGAAGGAGUGGACGGGAAGAAAUACGGCAAUUCUUUGUUUUACAGACUUCAAUCAGUUAUCAUUUGGGGUCAUUUGUUUGUUUGGCUAAUUUUAGGGCAAGAUUUGCCACUCAGCUUGAGGUGUUAUAAAAUUAAUGAGUUGCUGUGAUUUUCAUGCCUUAUUCAUGUGUCUUUUAAUCAGAGUGAACUUUUGCAGUGUGAGAUCUUUGAACUCUGGGGAAUGACAUGUCAACUUUUCAGGGGUUUUAUAUACAAUUAAACUGAUUGGUAUCAUAC